This is a messenger RNA of Gymnodraco acuticeps, 892 nucleotides long. RefSeq lists its product as uncharacterized. Bases 107 to 865 code for a protein of 252 amino acids. NCBI's taxonomy places the organism in Eukaryota, Metazoa, Chordata, Actinopteri, Perciformes, Bathydraconidae. The transcript is spliced from 2 exons. The record is from RefSeq and is a predicted model, not a curated record.
GCUUUUUAAGUUGGAGGCAUCAGUUCGCCUUGGAUAUACAAGUGUGGCACCAACCAGCAUCGCCUGUGCCUGGAAUAAAGUCUGCACGAAAAAAGUUGAGGCAGACAUGGUCAUCAAUAUAGACUUCUAUGGAGACAAAGCCAAAAAAAGGGACACAGGAACAAACUGCAGGGUCAUUCCAAUGGCGAAUGAAGAAAAUAAACAACAGUUCUUGGAAAUGCUGUCUGCCUCAGGAGAACUGCCUGUUGGUCUGAGCACUUUCAAGGCUUUUGCAGACCCUUUCAAACCAAAGCCUUGGUACCAACAUCUGUCAGAUUGUUCAGAUGAUCAGGUACAGGCAAUAGAGGAAGAGACAAAAGACCAGGCAGAAUGUUCAUCUUGGCACCAGCAGAGGGUUGGGAGGGUGACAGGUACAUCAGCACACAGAGUUAUCCACACAUCUCUUGAGAAACCAUCAAAAUCACUGCUGAGGGAUAUUGUGCAGAAAGAAUCACGCAAAAAUCCGCUGAAAACACCAGGCAUCCUUUGGGGUAGGGAACACGAAAAAGAUGCAAUUGAGACAUACAAGUAUGCACUGGGCCUUACAACUGCAUAUACAGCACCCACUUUAAUUAACAUCUCCAGUGACAUAUAUAAACCCCACACAAGCAUCAGUAUUCAACGGGCAGGCUUCCGAGUUAGCAGAGAGAAGCCCUACAUUGGUGUAAGCUGUGAUGCUUAUGUACACUGCGUUUGCUGUGGAAAGGGGGUGGUUGAGGUAAAGUGCCCCUUGAAGUGGAAUAGUGAUUUGCCAGCAGACAAGAGAGGACAUCUGGACACUUUGUUGUCGCUGAGGACCAACCACAGCUACUACACCCAGGUGUAGAUGCAGAUGUUUGUGUGCAAAACAACC